GAUUUCUCUCUAUAUCGGAGCCGUCAUGGAUCUUCGUCGGAGCUCGAUCGUACUAUUGAUCCUCUCAGUUUUAUCUCCUGUGACGCUCUCUAUACGAUACGAGAUACAUUCUGGGCACACGAAAUGCAUCUCCGAGGAGAUUCACGCAAACGCAAUGACCGUCGGGAAAUACAGCAUCAUAAACCCUAACGAAGAUCAUCCUCUUCCUUCUUCCCAUAAAGUCACCGUCAGGGUCACAUCGCCGCAAGGAACGGCUUACCACGAAUCGGACGGAGUAGAAUCGGGAAAAUUCUCGUUUACAGCUGUGGAAACAGGAGAUUACAUAUCUUGCUUCUCAGCCGUCGAUCACAAACCGGAGACGACGCUGAUCAUUGACUUUGAUUGGAGGACGGGUAUUCAUACCAAGGAUUGGUCGAAUGUGGCCAAGAAGAGCCAAGUUGAAACGAUGGAGUUUGAGGUUAAGAAGUUAUUUGAAACAGUGAAUUCAAUCCACGACGAGAUGUUCUAUCUCCGCGAUAGGGAAGAAGAAAUGCACAAUUUGAACAUAGCAACAAAUUCGAAGAUGGCAUGGUUGAGUUUCGUGUCGCUUGCAGUUUGUUUAUCAGUCGCAGGUCUUCAGUUUUGGCACUUGAAGACUUUCUUCCAGAAGAAGAAGCUCAUCUGAAAACCAUUACCAUCUCUUGAAGACAGAGAUUGUAUUGGAAUCCCUAAGACUAUAGCUUUAUAUACACAACUGAAUUCAUUUUGUUACUGGAUUUUUCUGAAACAGACUUUAUCCCGUCUGAUAUGAUCUUAA
Messenger RNA from Arabidopsis arenosa, 796 nucleotides. The record is from the annotation of a GenBank genome assembly. Lineage: Eukaryota; Viridiplantae; Streptophyta; Magnoliopsida; Brassicales; Brassicaceae.